Laccaria bicolor S238N-H82 is the source of this 1272-nucleotide messenger RNA. RefSeq lists its product as uncharacterized. The record is from RefSeq and is a predicted model, not a curated record. Gene Ontology annotation, biological process: double-strand break repair via homologous recombination. NCBI's taxonomy places the organism in Eukaryota, Fungi, Basidiomycota, Agaricomycetes, Agaricales, Hydnangiaceae. Gene Ontology annotation, cellular component: cytoplasm; chromosome; nucleus. The transcript is spliced from 6 exons. Gene Ontology annotation, molecular function: nucleic acid binding; four-way junction helicase activity; 3'-5' DNA helicase activity. The coding region runs from base 1 to 1272 and encodes 423 amino acids.
AUGAUAAACCAGGCAGAGACAGCAGGUAUUGCUACAGUUGCCGUAUGCAAGGAGACAUUGUCUCGCAUGGGAUCUGAUAAACUAUAUGCAGAUAUCGCCGCUGGGAAAUUUCGCCAGGUCAUCGUUUCACCUGAAAUUGUGAUUUCCUCAGACUUUCGGACCGCCGUUUUGUCAAAGGACCGAUUUGCUACUGCACUUCGCGCUGUCUGCAUCGAUGAAGCGCAUUGUAUCAGUUUGUGGGGCGGAAGCUUUCGUUCAGACUACGCUAGCCUUGGUGUGCUUCGUGGUCGGUUUCCUAAAAAUGUCCCGUUUGUUGUGGCAUCAGCGACACUUCCCAGUCAUGUUCUCAAUGACGUACGGCACAAAUUGCAGCUUGGUAGCGAGAAGAAAAUGGUGCGAUUAACCAAUGCACGACCUAAUGUGGCAGUAUCCGUCCGAACGAUGAAGCAUUCAGAAGAAACUAAGGGCGACAUACGCUUUUUAAUCCCUCCAGACGCAAAGAAACCCGGGGACAUUCCGAUAACCCUCGUGUAUUGUAAUCAGCGAACGACCACCGAGGACGCUGCAGAUCGGGCCAGGGACUGGGCUAUCGAGCAGGGUAUCGAUCCCGAUUGUAUCGCUUUUUAUCAUGCUUAUGUCGGCGAGAAACGAAAACGUGAGCUGGAGUCAUUACUCGAGAAGGGAGAAAUGCGCAUCUUAUUUUUUACUGAUGCCGUCGGCAUGGGAUGUGACAUGCGUAAUAUUGCGCGCGUGGUUUUGUGGGGCCUUCCGCCAUCGUUCUGUGCCCUUGUUCAACGUGCAGGGCGAGCAGGGCGAGAUCUAAAGAAGCUCGGAGAAGGGAUUUUGAUCGUGUCUCCAAGUGUAAUGAAGGACGGCGUCACUGCACAGGAGGUUAGUGGAACUGUCGCGGUGUCUGGGCAGGAAGCAGAAGCAACAAACCUCAAUGAAGAAGAUCUUAUGGCGGAGGUCCAAGGCAUGGAGGAACAAGUCAGUCCUGAAGGUGUCCGAAUUGCCGCUGAUGAAUCGGCGUCAGAGGGUGAGGGAGACAACGCGGCAGCAGGUGCGGCGUUAAGCCAAAAAAUGAAAAGAAAGGGCAAAGCGUCUACAGAUACAGACGUUCAUGAGGCGAAUGCACUUUCGAAGUUCGUCGGCACUAAGUCCUGUCGUCGGGUUGUGUGGGACUCAUUUUUUGAGAACAGUAAAAAAUUCGUCCGGAAAAACAGGUUAACGCGGAAGACGUUUUUGAGAAUUUGGAUGGGACUGAACUUUUGA